UCAGAGAUGACCAAGACGUAUGCCAAGGCCAAAGAGAUGGCGGAGCUCGUGAGCACCCAAGCCUGGAUGGAUGACACGCUGAGCUCUAAAGAUGAGCUGAAGGAAGAGGACGGCAGGCAAGGUCCUUUUGGAUUGAUGUCUGGCUUGAAUGAAGAGCACGACAGCAUUGAGGAAGAAGAGGAGGAAGAGGAUGAUGGGGAAAAGCCGAAAAGAAGAGGACCAAAGAAGAAGAAAAUGACCAAGGCGACCAAUGCCCGGGAGCGCACGCGGAUGCAUGGCCUGAAUGAUGCUCUUGACAACCUGAGGAGGGUGAUGCCCUGCUACUCCAAGACUCAGAAAUUGUCCAAGAUUGAGACACUGAGGCUGGCGAGGAACUACAUCUGGGCUCUGUCUGAGGUGCUCGAGACGGGGCAGACUCCUGAAGGGAAGAGCUUUGUGGAGAUGCUCUGCAAGGGCUUGUCCCAGCCCACCAGCAACCUGGUGGCCGGCUGUCUGCAGCUGGGACCACAGACCUUGUUCCUGGAGAAGCAUGAAGAAAAGUCCCCGGUGUGUGAAUCAGCCAUAUCCAGCCACUCCUUCAGCUACCAGUCCCCAGGGCUCCCAAGCCCACCCUACGGGACGAUGGAAACACAUCUGCUGCAUUUAAAGCCUCCGACCUUCAAGAGCUUGGUGGAUGCUUCCUUUGGAAACCAUCCCUCUGACUGCACCACUCCCCCCUACGAGGGUCCCCUGACGCCGCCCCUGAGCAUCAGCGGGAACUUCUCAUUGAAGCAAGAUGGCUCUCCAGACCUGGAUAAAUCCUACCCCUUCAUGGCCCACUAUCCUUCAGUCAGCCUGGCUGGAGCACAUGGACAUGCCUCUCACUUCCAAAACACGGUGCCCCGCUACGAGAUCCCCCUAGACAUGAGCUAUGAGUCCUACCCACACCACGUGGCCGGGCCUCAGCUCAACGCCAUCUUCAAUGAAUAG
This is a messenger RNA of Nipponia nippon (crested ibis), 969 nucleotides long. Lineage: Eukaryota; Metazoa; Chordata; Aves; Pelecaniformes; Threskiornithidae. The record is from RefSeq and is a predicted model, not a curated record.